Fundulus heteroclitus (mummichog) is the source of this 2983-nucleotide messenger RNA. It is a transcript of the gene ghsra, whose product is annotated as growth hormone secretagogue receptor a. Gene Ontology annotation, biological process: G protein-coupled receptor signaling pathway; hormone-mediated signaling pathway. Gene Ontology annotation, cellular component: plasma membrane. The transcript has 3 exons. Bases 587 to 1726 code for a protein of 379 amino acids. Gene Ontology annotation, molecular function: growth hormone secretagogue receptor activity. NCBI's taxonomy places the organism in Eukaryota, Metazoa, Chordata, Actinopteri, Cyprinodontiformes, Fundulidae. The record is from RefSeq and is a predicted model, not a curated record.
GGGAGUGAAGCUGGACCUUUUUUUUAAAAAAAAAAAAAAUGUUUUUUAAUUAUUUUAUCUUCAAUGUCUUUAAAUCUAUCUUUCUGAACAUGUUGAAAAUGCGUUGCACUGUUGUGAUUUUUGUCAGUUUGAUAAAACUGUGUUUUUUUCGUCGCGUGGAAUUUGUUUUCACGGUGGUUGUUUUUUGUCCGUUUGUGUUUGGGUGAAUCCGCCCCUCGGUGUCCUCCCAGGAUAAUCACUCUUCGCUGCUGCCGCAUCAGAGGACCCGGGGUCUGACUCACCAUCGUUUGCUCCCUAUCCAAGUCGUAAAACGGUUUCCUGUUUUGGAUAGUGCCCGAUGGCAAAAACUAUUUAUGCCACCUUUACGCAUGAAAGAUCCGAAGUUGAUGUUGGUUCACUCAACAAUACAGAAUAAGUUGUACAUACGCUUACGCAACGCGCGUCAGGAUUUUGGUUUUACGCGCGCCUGCUGUUCUUUGUGAUGAACGCUGGAGAGAGCACCUCCAAGGGGCAUGAAGACUCUAACUUCCAGGGUGACUUUAGAGAACGGGGGGAGGCCUGGUCCUGUGUAUAACCGCGCUGCAGCAUGCCCUCCUGGCCCAAUGACUCGGAGUGCCUCCCGCGUAACUACAGCUGGGAGGAGACCUACAACACGACGAGCAGCGCUGACCAGCCUGCGCCUCCGCUCAAUUUCUACUCAAUCCCUCUCCUCACCUUCAUCACCGUUGCCUGCUCGCUGUUGUUUCUGGUUGGAGUUACCGGCAAUGUCAUGACCAUCCUGGUGGUGAGCAAAUACAGGGACAUGCGCACCACCACCAACCUCUACCUGUGCAGCAUGGCUGUGUCCGACCUGCUGAUUUUCUUUUGCAUGCCGCUGGACCUGUACCGCAUGUGGAGGUACCGGCCGUGGCGCCUCGGAGACGCGCUCUGCAAACUCUUCCAGUUCGUGUCAGAGUCUUGCACGUACUCCACCAUCCUGAACAUCACCGCGCUGUCAGUGGAGCGUUACCUGGCUAUUUGUUUCCCGCUGCGCGCCAAAGCUCUGGUCACCAAAAGGCGAGUGCGCGCACUGAUUUGCAUCCUGUGGACGGUGUCCCUGUGUAGUGCAGGACCUGUGUUUGCCCUGGUGGGAGUGGAGAUGGACACCAUGGAACAGAACCUUGAGUCGAAUGAGACUGUGUUUGACGUCGGGGACACGCGGGAGUGCAGGAUGACGCACUACGCCGUUGAGUCCGGCCUGAUGGGGGCUAUGGUGUGGCUGAGCUCGGUGUUUUUCUUCAUGCCAGUAUUCUGCCUGACAGUGCUAUACAGCUUAAUUGGCCGUCGGCUGUGGCAGAGGCACAGGGAGACGAGUAUGAGCUCCCGUGUGGCACACAGGGACAAAAGUAAUAGACAGACCAUCAAGAUGCUGGUGGUAGUGGUGCUGGCCUUUGUUCUGUGCUGGUUACCCUUCCACGUGGGCCGCUACCUGCAGUUCCGCUCCCUGGACGCGCCGUCUCCGCUGCUGUCUGUGCUGUCUGAGUACUGCAGCCUGCUGUCCGUGGUGCUCUUCUACCUGAGUGCGGCGAUAAACCCCAUCCUCUACAACACCAUGUCGUGGAAGUACCGGGGCGCGGCGGCGCGCCUAUUUGGCCUGACUGACGGCCAGCCGUCACGCUGCCGCACAGCCAGCACCUUGAAGGGAGACAGCUCCAACGGGUGGACGGAAUCCACCGUGAGCUUUUGAACCCAACCCCGUCGAUCAAAUGGCCUGUAAUGAAUUAAGGGAUCAACUUGAAAGCCAUCACUUCUGUCAGAGAGAGGAAAAAUCUCCUAGGACUUGCUUUUAUUUAGUAAAAGCACGAACCACAGAUGGUGAAAAUGCUCAAAUUAUCUCUAAUUUUGCUUUAAAAUGUUUCACUUCUUGUCAGAUUAUUUCAGCAAGUGCCAUAACAUUUGUAACUGAGACUGCUGGAGUGUAAACUACCUUCACACCUCCUGGAAGUGCUUCUUGAUCUGAAUGUGAACAAAGAGGAGCAUAUAAACUUUAAUAUCACAUACAUCUACAAAUGCCUUAUAUUGUAUUCUGGAUGACAAAGGAAGCACUGUAGAAUUUGAAAUUUGUUGCACAUCGCUGUACUCCUUCAGAGCGGGGCAAAUGUGCAGAGUGAGUGCAAGCAUGUGUGUAACUGUGUAGCAGACAGUCUGUGAUGCAGACUCUGUGUUUAAUCAUGUUCCGAAAGACCCUCUAUGUAAAGUUUCCAAUCCAUGCUUGGGUUGAUGCUGCAAGCAGGGGGGGUCACACCACUUAGCAUGAAAGGUUAUUCUGAUUUUUUGGUUCCUGAACAGCAGUGCUUUAAUUUUGGUUUACAUUUUUAGAUUAAUAGCUUUGUUUAUUGUAGGCAUGGGCUGGUUAUGACUCAGGGUCAGUUUGCCCCUUUGCCAGUUUGUUCCAUCAUUUAGCACCCACGCGUUGCCAUUUCGUCCCUCCCUCCAUUUUGUACCUGUGCAAUAAUCUCUUACCCUCCCGGUAGGUUUUAGUACGUCAUCGAAUAUGAAAAAUUCUAAAUUAUGGGUGAAAUCUUACAUCCUCCAAUACCAUGAAUAUCUGAAUAAAAUGAUAUAUACAGUGUGCAUAUGAAAAAGAAUACAGGAAAGCCUGUUAAAAAGUGAGUACUUUAUUGAGAAAUGUCUAGUCUCUUAAAAAAAAAAGUUAUUUAUUUUCUCCUAAGCAACAAAAUGUAAUCCAGUUUUGCUCCAGAAAGGAUAACUCACCCCCAAUUUGACUUUUGUCUUGCUAAUAAACUGUAUACAUGGAUGUCCUAUGGUGUUUUCCACAUAUCCCAGUCAGUAUUUUGUCCAGAACCAUUAGUGUUGUGCCCUCUUAGGGUUUAAUGGAUAUCCUGCAUUGAAUUACGAAUCAGUAGCACUAUUAGUUCAAAAGAUAUUGUGACUUAACCAGAAAAGCUGAGUUCAGCAGCUCUGCUGCUGUGGAUUAUAGAAG